This is a messenger RNA of Colletotrichum paranaense, 1293 nucleotides long. RefSeq lists its product as uncharacterized. Gene Ontology annotation, molecular function: hydrolase activity, acting on carbon-nitrogen (but not peptide) bonds. The transcript has 2 exons. The record is from RefSeq and is a predicted model, not a curated record. The coding region runs from base 1 to 1293 and encodes 430 amino acids. NCBI's taxonomy places the organism in Eukaryota, Fungi, Ascomycota, Sordariomycetes, Glomerellales, Glomerellaceae.
AUGGAACAGAACAAUUCAUUCGUUCUCAAAGAUGUCAGAAUAUUCACUGGACACGAAAUAAUUAACAAAGGCUAUGUGUAUGUCGAGCAUGGCAUUAUCACCCAAGUUGGUGCUGGUGACUCUCCUGGAGAUGCAAAGGAUGGGUUGCCGAUCAUUUCACGGCCUGGUGUUCCUGGGUUGAUCGAUGCUCAUAUUCAUGCACUCGGCGGAGACAUCAACUGUAUCGAGCAGUCCCUGCGUUUUGGUGUCACUACGGUUUGCGACAUGCACAACGAGCCAAGCGAUAACGCCAAACUCAGGCAGCUGGCCAGCGUCUUGGCGAAUAGGUCGAUCUACGCAGACUUCAAAUGUGCUGGUCUGGGCGCCGUCAUUGAAGGCGGAUGGCCUAUCCCGGUGAUCAGAAGAGUCUUCGCUGACAACCCAUGCGGAGAUCAUAUCGUUGACCAGAUCGUGUCGACCUGGCCCAUCUUGCAUAAGCCGGAGGAUGCGGAACCAUUUGUGAAGCAGCAAGUCGAAGAAAACGGAGCAUCUUACAUCAAAAUGUUCCACGAGAUUGGCGACACUCUCGGCAUGGAACUUCCGCGCCCUCCGAUGGAUAUCCAGCAAGCCGUCGUCGCCGCCGCGCACAAGUAUGGUGUGAUCACCACAGGCCACGCCUUUAGCUAUGCUGGUGCCAUGGACCUUCUCCGCGCCGGAGCCGACGGGUUGAGCCACAUGUUCCUUGACAGGCCACCUAGCGAUGACUACAUUCAGAUCAUGUUGAACAACAAAGCGCACUGCAAUCCAACUCUUGGGCAGUGUGCUUCACAAACAGCAGAGGGCCAAGACUUCCAGAAAUCAUUCUUCAAGGACCCGUUCGCCCAAAUUAUGCUCAUCCACAAGACAGCCGGAGAGCCAAUGGGGAUGGCCGCGAAGCAGAAGCCCACGUCCUCUGUGCUGAAUGCAUGUUCAAACACCAAGGCUUUAUACGAAGCGGGCGUCCCUCUCAUUCUAGGAACUGAUGCCGCCGGUGGAGGUGUUGGUCUACCUUACGGUCUUGGGAUGCACAUGGAGAUGCGUGUACUCAUCAAAGAGGUUGGCAUGUCCCCCUUGGAUGUGCUCAAGUCCGCUACAUCGAUUACUGCAGAACGAUUGAAAUUUCGUGAUCGUGGGAGGAUUGAGAGCGGUAGAAAGGCAGAUUUGGUAUUGGUUGAGGGUGAUGUCCUCAGUGCGUUGUCUCUGAGCAACGGGAGGUGCCUUCCCAUCAAAGCAGUGUGGAGAGACGGCGUGCUCGCAUCCAGCUUCGCCGUAUGA